Messenger RNA from Salvelinus fontinalis (brook trout), 2223 nucleotides. Its product is annotated as tripartite motif-containing protein 16-like. NCBI's taxonomy places the organism in Eukaryota, Metazoa, Chordata, Actinopteri, Salmoniformes, Salmonidae. The coding region runs from base 61 to 1719 and encodes 552 amino acids. Gene Ontology annotation, molecular function: protein binding; zinc ion binding. The record is from RefSeq and is a predicted model, not a curated record. The transcript has 6 exons.
AAACAAAACUGAUCUGAGUCUCUGUGUCGUCUGUCUGUGUGAGAGUGAACAACCGUCCAAAUGGCUCAGCAGGGAGUUCUGCUGGACCAGGACCAGUUCUGUUGUUCUGUCUGUCUGGAUCUACUGAAGGAGCCGGUCACUACUGCCUGUGGACACAAUUACUGUAGAAUCUGUAUUGAGGACUGCUGGGAUCAGGAUGUUCUGAAAGGGGUCUAUAGCUGUCCUCUGUGCAGAGAGACCUUCACUCCGAGGCCUAAUCUGAGGAAAAAUAACAUGUUGGCUGAGAUGGUGGACAAACUGAAGAAGACAGGACUCCAGGCUGCUCCCCCUCCUGCUCUGUGCUAUGCUGGACCUGGACAUGUGGUGUGUGAUUUCUGCACUGGGACCAGAAAGCAGAAAGCCCUCAUGUCCUGUCUGGCGUGUCUGGCCUCUUACUGUGAGACUCACCUCCGACCUCACUAUGAAUCUCCUGCUUUCAAGAAGCACAAGCUGGUCAAAGCCACCGCACAACUACAGGAGAAGAUCUGCUCUCAUCAUGACAAACUGCUGGAGGUUUACUGUCGUACCGAUCAGCAGUGUAUCUGUUAUCUGUGUACAAUGGAUGAAUAUAAAGGCCAUGAUACAGUGUCAGCUGCAGCAGAGAGGACUGAGAAACAGAGGCAGCUGAGGAUGAGUCAGCAGAAGGUCCAGCAGAAAAUCCAGGAGAGAGAGAAGGAGCUGAAGGAGCUCCAACAGGCUGUGGAGUCUUUCAAGCGCUCUGCACAGGCAGCAGUGGAGGACAGUGAUCAGAUCUUUACUGAGCUGAUCUGCUCCAUUGAGAGAAGGCGCUCUGAGGUGAAGGAGCUGAUCAGAGCCCAAGAGAAGGCUCAAGUUAAUCAAGCUGAAGGACUCCUGGAGCAACUGAAGCAGGAGAUAGCUGAGCUGAGGAAGAGAAGCACUGAGCUGGAGCAGCUCUCACACACAAAGGAUCACAUCACUUUCCUCCAGAGUUAUCAGUCUCUCUCCAGUAUCAGUGUAUUUUCAGACUUUCCCAGCAUCAUUGUCCGUCCUCUUCAGUACUUUGGAGAUGUGAGUAAGACUGUGUCUGAACUGAGAGAGAAACUAGAAGACUUCCUUAAAGGAGAAUGGACCAAGAUCUCCACUACAGUGAAUAUAGUGGAGGUUGUACUGCCUCCAGAGCCCAAGACCAGAGAACAGUUGUUACAAUAUUCCUGUCAGCUCACACUGGACCCAAACACAGCACACACACACCUCUCUCUGUCUGAAGGGAACAGAAAGGUGACCUAUUCAUGCAAAGUCCAACCAUAUCCUGAUCAUCCAGACAGAUUCACCAACAACAACCAGGUUCUGUGUAGAGAGGGUCUGUCUGGAUGCUGUUACUGGGAGGUGGAGUGGAGUGGAAGGGGUGUUAUUACAGCAGUCUCAUAUAAAGACGUCAGCAGAAUAGGGAAAGGUGGUGUAUUUGGAGACAAUAACAAGUCCUGGAGUUUACAGUGCUAUAGUGGUAGUUAUUAUUUCAGACACAAUAAUGUUGAGACUAAAGUAUCAGGCCCUCAGUCCUCCAGAGUAGGAGUGUACCUGGAUCACAAGGCAGGUACUCUGUCCUUCUACAGUGUCUCUGACACAAUGACACUUCUCCACAGAGUCCAGACCACAUUCACUCAGUCCCUCUAUCCUGGGUUUUAUGUCUAUGGUACUGCUGAGCUGGUUAAACUGUAGUAAGGUCCACAUACAUACUAGUCAUGCUGGUGUAGUCUAUAGCUGAGCUGGUUAAACUGUAGUAGGGUCCACAUAGAUACUAGUCAUGCUGGCGUCGUCUAUAGCUGAGCUGGUUAAACUGUAGUAGGGUCCACAUAGGUACUAGUCAUGCUGGUGUAGUCUAUAGCUGAGCUGGUUAAACUGUAGUAGGGUCCACAUAGAUACUAGUCAUGCUGGUGUAGUCUAUAGCUGAGCUGGUUAAACUGUAGUAGGGCCCACAUAGAUACUAGUCAUGCUGGUGUAGUCUAUAGCUGAGCUGGUUAAACUGUAGUAGUGUCCACAUAGAUACUAGUCAUGCUGGUGGUGAUGGUCCCCAGAUAUUAUGGUCUGUUUUUCUGUACAAUAAUUUGUCUGACUCUAUAGUUGAAUUAAAAUGUAAUAUACUUAUUUUUAUCAAAUACAAUGUUUUAAUCUUGUGCAUUUCCAUGAAUCAUGAUGUGUGGUGUUGAUGUACACUGCUCAAAA